AUGUGCCGAGAGCCGUAUCUCCUGCUCUCUAUGCAUCGCUUGCUGCUCGCAGCCUACUGGCCCGACUCUGACCGCCUUCACUGCAGCGAGCGCGAGUGGCCGCUGACGGAGCACUCCGGCGCGGUGCCCUUCAUGGUGGAGUCAGCUAACGGCCGCGUGUUGCCUUGGUGUCCGUGGCGCGACAACUCAGUGGCGGAACUGUUGGCAGUGGUGCGCGGCAUGAUGGAGCUGGCAGGCAUGAAGCUGGGCAUCGUCGUCGGCGAUAGGCUCGUGCCAGAUUGA
This is a messenger RNA of Leishmania major strain Friedlin, 282 nucleotides long. RefSeq lists its product as hypothetical. Lineage: Eukaryota; Euglenozoa; Kinetoplastea; Trypanosomatida; Trypanosomatidae. The transcript has a single exon. The record is from RefSeq and is a predicted model, not a curated record. The coding region runs from base 1 to 282 and encodes 93 amino acids.